UCUUUUGGACUUUCCUUGCCCGAGCCACUCCCUCUGGACCCCCCCGUCUCCCUUUUCUCUCCCUCUUUCUCUCCCUACGACUACGACUACAACCCUUACCUACUAUCUCGUGGCUGCAUGUGAGCCCGCAUCACCACUCACCAUGCCGCACAGCAAAGGACCCGACUCCCCAGAGCUGGGACGGACGGUCUCGCGCUCGCGCUCGCGCAGCAGCAUGUGCAGCGACUCGCAGCUCUCGCACUCGUCUCUGCUGGCUCCUCCCCCGGUCAUGCCGGCCCCGUCCUUCAUCGCCUCCUCCGCCGCCGCCCAGAUUAUCACCGCCGACCAGGAGUUCAACACCGCCGACUUCGUGGCCGACGACGAGAUUCCGGGCCGGAAUGCCAGCGCCCUGGUGACUCGGGACGCCCUCGGGGCCCUGAACGGAUUCCUCGAUAACAUUCUCUUCAAUAUCCUCGCCGCAGCCAAGUCCACCCAAUUGGGAUGCAUUCGACCCGCCGUCGCGGAGGUGCUGAAGCCUCGACUCGCCCGGGAAAUGGUGUCGGCCGCCGACGACGAACUGAGCGAUUACUUGGGAGGGCCCGAAGAUGAACAGGCUGAAUUCCGCGGCGGACUGACCCCCGCGGGUGACUUCGAUCUGAUUCACUCAUGGAAACUGACGCGGUUGCGGUGCAUGGUCUACACGCGGCUGGGUGAUAUGGAGGAGGAGGACGAGGAGGAGUACAUCAACCGGGACACUCUGGGCGACGGCGACGGGCUCCCCCGGCGGCUGGCGAGUCACGUCAGCAACAUCACACCCGCUGCGGCCAUCUUCCUGACCUCCAUCAUCGAGCAUAUUGGCGAGCAAGCGUUGGUGAUUGCGGGGGAGACGGCGCGGUCUCGACUGUCGAAGAAAUUCGCCGACGAGCUGGACGUGAGCGACACGGGCGCCAACCGAGGACCGAUGGAUCGGCUGAUCGUGGAGGACUACGACAUGGAGAAGCUGGGGCUAAACCCGACGCUGGGACGGCUCUGGCGGACAUGGCGGAAGCGCGUUCGAGGUGUCAGCCUGUCGCCGAUGAUGUCGAGAGAAUCCCUCCGGCGUCGGUCCAGCACGACCUUUGUGUCUGCCGCCAGCCGCAAGAGCAGUGCCGUCACCAUCGACGAACACGAACUUUCCCGGGUCAAUCCCGCGGCCGUCCCGCUCCCCGAGAGUGAACACGACGUCCAGGAGAUCGAAAUCCCGGGCUUCCUCCCGGAGCUCGACACGGGGGACAUCCAGACCAUGCAGGCGGUCGUGGCCCACAAGGUGCGGCCUCACAGUCUGAUGGUGCUGACGCUGCCCUCGCCCCGAUCGCCCUCUUCCAACGCCAACUCCCCCUUGACCCCCAAGAUCCACAGUGCAAAGACCAUCCCCCCGUCCCGCCAUGCUCGCUCGAGAUCCCUGCCCAACGCUGCGCCCGUCGAGGAUCCCCCCUCGCCAGAGGAGCAGCCCGAGGAGCGCUCGUCUCCCACGCCAUCGGAAGAACGAAGGCGGCUGGAGACGAUGUACGAGCACGAGGAAGACGAGGAGCCUGCAACCACCACCAAAACCCCCGUUAUUUCCGAACCGUCGGAAUCGAUCGCAGUCCAGGAGUCUGCCACAACGUCACCCACCUCGGUCGCGUCAGUCGAAGUGGCCCCGAGCGAGGCGAGCAGCACGCCGAUCCCGUCGACGCCCCUUACCGAUCGUGAGGAGGGGACGGUGCACCGGCCGAACCGGAAGGCGAUGCGCAGUGAGGAGGGGACGAGGGUGAGUGAGGAGGCGAGGGAGAAUGCGAGCGAGAGUGCGACACCGCGGGCGCCUACCGGCAGCGAACCAGCGGCGCGGGCGCAAGGGGAGAGCGACUCCACUCCGGCCCAACCCGCCGCCGACGAAGUGGAUGUCGAUGUAUCCGAUCCUGACGCCGUCGCCCCCCCUUCGUCUUCCUCCGCUGCCUCCUCUUCGUCCACCGACGAGGCCGUCAGGCCCGCCAGGCCCGCCUCCACUUCUGGGGAGAGCGCCCAUUCCGACGUGUCGCGCCCCAAAUCCACCACUCCCCUGACCACCUCCGGCAGUCCGCAUCGCUACGGGCGCUCGAGUGCAGGCAGCAUCGCAACCCCCAGCUCCUCCGGCAUCGAACGCGCCGCCGUGCAACGCUUAUCCGGGCGCCCAUCCACCUCCGUGGCGUCCUCCAGCUACUCCCAGUCGCGUCGCUCUGACAGUUUCGGCAGCAGCCGCGAGAGGCGCCCCGUCACUGCGGGGUCCACCACCUCGCAGGUCUCGAACAAGCUGAAGGGUCUGAUCGGUCGCCCGGGGGAUCUCCGUACCUCCUCCGAACUCGAUAGGGUUUCCACCAGGGAGUCUGGGCUCGACAAUACAACCGGGCUGGAUGAGCUGAUUCGCAGCGAGGAGACGAUCCAUUUCACCCUGACCCCCAAGAGCAUGCGCGAAAUGGAGUUGCCGGAUUCCCCUCGAUGGAAAGCCCAGCAAUCGAACCCUGCUGACUUGGCCGGCCUCCACAAGCGCGCCAGUCCGUCCGACGAUCUCUCCCCCCUCAGAACCUCCAUCACAUCCUCGCCAGGCAUCACGACGGGCCUCCCUCCAGUAUCCAAGACCGCCCCCGACCAGUCAAUUCCUAGAGCGAUCGAGAUUCCCAGCAUGGCCCUGCAGCAGAAACCGACCCCCAGCUUCCGCAAGUCCAGCGGUCCCAACACUCCCACCAGCCCCGCCGCCGGCGAGAGCAGCCCUAGAAAGCCCUCCGCCAUGCGUCGCUUCUCCGACGCGACCGUCUCGAAAAAGACCAAUCGGCCGGCCAACCUCUCCAUCUCCAGCUCGACGCGCAGCGGUUCUCGCCUGCAGGCUCGUUCCCCCGUGACUCCUAAGGGCGACCAGACGUCCGACCUGAUAGACUUCAUUCGCGAAGGUCCGCCCACGGCGGGCGCCCACCGCAUCCCUCGCACGGUGGCACCCUUCAGAGACACCAUGGACUCGGACGAAUUCACAGAGGACGAGCCGGAGCGCGCAGGACGAGGGGCUCCCUCCGUUGCCAGCACCCAUGACUCGAUGGCGAAGUCGAUGACAUCCGUGGGCUCUCGUACGGCACUGUUGGAAUCCACCGUCCGGGCGAGCACCCCGUCCACCAUCGCAAGGGUCCCGGUCACAUCUGUUCCCGUGAACAACAAUGUAUCGGAUGACCCCCGUCCCCCACGGACCCGGCGUCGGGUCCCCGAUCCGUACGCCAUCGACAUGGACGACGACGACGACGACCUCGAGGACCUUCUCGAACCCCCGAAACCGAAACGCGAGGAAGAGAGUCUCAUGGACUUCCUCCGCAACGUCCCUCCUCCGCCCGAGAUCCCCGAAUCCUCCCCACCCCCCUUGGUGAACACCCGACGCGGUUCGGCAGGCGGGCUGAGUGCAUCCGCCAUGAAAGCCCGACUCCGCCGGAACACCGCCUCCGAGAAGACGCCCAGCGCGAAACCUUCCAAGAGCUCGCUUCGCCAGCCCUCCGACAGCAUCAGCAACAACAACCAUGCCGCCGUCACAUCCAACUACACUGUUAAAGUUGGCAUGGAGCGCAACGGGGGUACGGGAGCGUACGGAGCCGGGUCCACCGCCCCCAAGAGGCAGACCGAGACCAGUGCCUUGGCCGACUUCCUUAGAAACACGGGCCCUCCUGAGCCCCCUGUCGUGGUGAAACCGCCCCCGAGCAAAUCGAAGGACUCGGGCUUCGCGCGGCUCUUCGUGCGUCGGAAGAAGGUCGAGGUUUGAUGUCUCUCUCGACGAAUCGCCUCUUUCUUCCUCCCUGCUAUGCCAUCCUCUGUUUCCGCGAACACGAUAUGCUACAUACAUGAUUAGUAGCAAACGACAUUGACAUGUCUCGUGGCCGU
This is a messenger RNA of Aspergillus heteromorphus CBS 117.55, 3888 nucleotides long. RefSeq lists its product as uncharacterized. Lineage: Eukaryota; Fungi; Ascomycota; Eurotiomycetes; Eurotiales; Aspergillaceae. The record is from RefSeq and is a predicted model, not a curated record. The coding region runs from base 143 to 3769 and encodes 1208 amino acids. The transcript has 2 exons.